Messenger RNA from Ipomoea nil (Japanese morning glory), 1524 nucleotides. RefSeq names its product growth-regulating factor 4-like. Gene Ontology annotation, biological process: regulation of DNA-templated transcription; developmental process; DNA-templated transcription. The coding region runs from base 307 to 1269 and encodes 320 amino acids. Lineage: Eukaryota; Viridiplantae; Streptophyta; Magnoliopsida; Solanales; Convolvulaceae. Gene Ontology annotation, cellular component: nucleus. The transcript is spliced from 4 exons. Gene Ontology annotation, molecular function: ATP binding. The record is from RefSeq and is a predicted model, not a curated record.
ACUCAAAAAGUAAGAGUCUUUAUGGUGUUAAGUGAUAGAUAAUCACACUUGCUAUAUUCAGUUGUCUUACUAUUAAUACCGGUCUCACUGUGCGGGGUUAGCUUCACUUUUCCCAGCUUUUUUUUUUUCCAUCUGCUCUUCCUUCCAUGGUUGCCCAAACCCUAGAUGGCAAGAUCUGUCCUGUCUUCAAACUCUAGCGAACACGAAAAGAACACUUUUGAAUUUUUGAUCUCUCCAGAUUCAGUUUGAUAGAUAUUUUCUUGCAGCUUUUUUGGGUGUGGAGUGGAGAUUUGGGGAGAGUGGGAAAUGAGUGGGCCGUCGACUUCUGUGGCGGGGGAGGGGUAUGGGUACGGUUACCGGCCGCCGUUCACGGCGGUGCAGUGGCAGGAGCUGGAGCACCAAGCUAUGAUAUACAAGUACCUGGUGGCGGGUGUCCCUGUGCCACCGGAACUCGUUGUCCCCAUUCGCCGGAGCUUCGAAGCCCUCUCCGCCCGGUUCUUCCAACACCAAAGCUUGAACUAUUGUUCCUAUUAUGGGAAGAAAUUCGAUCCCGAGCCCGGGAGGUGCCGGAGGACAGACGGGAAGAAGUGGAGGUGCUCUAAGGAUGCAUAUCCUGACUCCAAGUAUUGUGAGCGGCACAUGCACCGAGGCCGCAACCGUUCAAGAAAGCCUGUGGAAUCUCAAUCUACUUCUCAGUCGUUGUCAACUGCUAUGUCACACGUUACUACUACGGGGAGCAGUUAUGGAAACUCUGGAACUAAGCUCGGGAUGGAGCCCGCCUCUUAUGGAAUAGAGAACAAGGAAUUCCGGUAUCCCCUUGGAAUGACUCUGAAUGCAGGUGAACAUGAUUUCUCUCAAGAAACUUCUGCGGGGGGUGUGAGAAGUCUGGGGAUAGGUUCCAGCACCGAUAGCACCUGGGGUCUAUUGCCGACCCAAGUAUCCUCAAAUCCCAUGUUUAAGACCAAAAACGAGCCACAGUUUUUGGGGGGUGUCUCGGAGCUUACAAUUGACUCUUCAAUGCCAAAACAACGACAGCAACAUUGCUUUUUUGGCAGUGAAAUCGACUCACCCGGGGCUUUGAAGCAGGAGCAACAUUCCAUUCGACCUUUCCUAAGCGAAUGGCCUACUACUACCAAAGAGUCGUGGUCCAACCUUGACAACGAUGGGUCAAACCAAAACGCUUUCUCGACUACACAGCUCUCGAUAUCCAUUCCCGUGCCUCCCUCUUCUUUCUCUUCAAGAAGUGACUGCUCCCGGAAUGAUGCUUAAACCGGAACCUGGAUGCCCAAUUACUUCAAAGGUACGAGUUGAUGUAAUAAUAUGAUUGUUAUGUGUGUCGUCGUAUAUUUAAGCUGCUGGAACACCGAGUUGCAUUGCCUUUCUUUUUGGCUUUUGGUACUGAAACUGAACUUCUUUUGUAAGAACUACAUAUCAUCAAAUCUGAGACUAGGCUUUGAUCUGAUGCAAUUGUAAACAAUCAUUUUGGUUCGAGGAAAAUAAUGAAUCUGAAUUUUGCUAUACUAA